This is a messenger RNA of Erpetoichthys calabaricus (reedfish), 2328 nucleotides long. Its product is annotated as activin receptor type-1-like. Gene Ontology annotation, cellular component: plasma membrane; BMP receptor complex. NCBI's taxonomy places the organism in Eukaryota, Metazoa, Chordata, Cladistia, Polypteriformes, Polypteridae. Gene Ontology annotation, biological process: cellular response to growth factor stimulus; transforming growth factor beta receptor signaling pathway; dorsal/ventral pattern formation. Bases 562 to 2088 code for a protein of 508 amino acids. The record is from RefSeq and is a predicted model, not a curated record. The transcript has 9 exons. Gene Ontology annotation, molecular function: ATP binding; SMAD binding; transforming growth factor beta receptor activity, type I.
AGGCACUCGGAGCGCGUCCUCUCAGCACCAGGAUCGCCAACGUCUGGGCGGCUCGCCGUUUGAGUCAUCGAGAAAGAGAAAAACAAAAAUAGCGAAAGGGGGCUGCCUGCAUAUUUCGCAACGAUUUCGGCCGGGCUCGAACUCGUCAUCCUCUGCCCUGCGUGGGAAGCCCACUGGCCGCUAAUCAAGAAUCGCAGAAGGAGGAACACAAGAAGGAGCAGAAGAAGAAGGCGACACGAUCUCCGCGCCGCCGCUGUGAAUUCUUCGAUGUCCGGCCAGUUGAUGGACCUCAGCCGCGGCUGACACAACGCGCAUCCCGAGUAGCGGAGCCGUGCAUUCUGGGAAGGCAGCAGGGAGAGUUCUGCAUGUGCUGACUGCGGGUCCAACCUUCUCGCCUCUCGGAUCUCCAAGAAGACGCGGGCAGAAGACCACCUCGCCCUCACUCCUCCUCUCCCUCCCCCCCAACCCCAUCCCUUCAAUCCCUACGUUUGAGCAGGGGGGCUCCCAACUCGACGGACGCAGCGAGGUCCACCCCCCAGGUCCUCUCCUCAGGUGACAGACAUGUCGGCCAGGCUGAUCUGCGCACUUCUUCCCGUCCUGCUGAACCCGACGCAUGCCCAGCACACAGAUGAGAUCGAGUGCCACUGCUACACCCCCACAUGUAACACAACCUGUUUCGGCUUCAGGUGCUUCGCCUCGGUGGACAAUGGUGUCCACCAGAAGGGCUGCCUACAGAAGGAGUACAGCCGGCAGUGCUUUGGGCCGAAGGUCCAGACCUUUGCCAUUCAGUGCUGCAACGUGUCCUUCUGCAAUGCCCGCGACGUCGUCAUCCCCCCCGCCGAGCUGCCGGUCCACAAGCUGCUCCUCAGCACCCUCAUCCCAGCGGCGGUCCUCGUCCUGCUGAUCCUGGGGUUCCUGCUGUACAGACUGCGCCUCCGGGGCGAGCAGAAGGGCCAGAGCGAGCAGGAGCACAAAUGUCUGGAGGUGGUGGGCACACCCAGCGCCGGGGACAGCAGCCUGGGGGACAUGUUCAGUGAGUUCCUCACCUCGGGCAGCGGCUCUGGUCUGCCAUACCUCGUUCAAAGGACGGUGGCCAGGCAGAUAUCCCUGAUGGAAUGUGUAGGGAAAGGCCGAUACGGCGAGGUGUGGCGGGGGACGUGGAUGGGGGAGAACGUGGCCGUCAAGAUCUUCUCAUCCCGCGACGAGCAGUCGUGGUUCAGGGAGACAGAGAUCUACAACACGGUGCAGCUGAGACAUGACAACAUCCUGGGCUUCGUGGCUUCGGACAUGACGUCCAAGAACUCGAGCACCCAGCUGUGGCUCAUCACGCACUACCACGAGAACGGCUCGCUCUACGACUACCUGCAGCACACGGCCGUGGACCCCAAGGGCUGCCUGCGCUUCUGCUUGUCCAUCACCUGCGGCCUGGUCCACCUGCACACCGAGAUCUUCAGCACGCAGGGCAAGGCGGCCAUCGCCCACCGUGACCUCAAGAGCCGCAACAUCCUGGUCAAGAAGAAUCGGCAGUGCUGCAUCGCCGACCUGGGCCUUGCCGUCAUCCACUCGGAGCUGACAGACUCCCUGGACAUUGGGAACAACCCGCGCGUCGGCACCAAGCGCUACAUGGCCCCCGAGGUGCUGGACGAGACCAUCCGCACGGACUGCUUCGAGUCCUACAAGCAGACGGACAUCUGGGCGCUGGGACUGGUCAUGUGGGAGAUCGUGAGGCGCACCUUCAUCAGCGGUAAGGGGGGGGUCUGGCCCAAUGGGGGGGGGCACCAUGGGGACUUGCUGCUCACUGGACCCUUCUUCACUGCAGGAAUCGUGGAGGACUACAAGCCGCCCUUCUAUGACAAGGUGCCCACCGACCCGAGCUUCGAGGACAUGAAGAAGGUGGUCUGUGUGGACCAGCAGAGGCCCACCAUCCCGAACAGGAUCUACUCGGACAGCAUAUUAACGACCAUUGCCAAGAUCAUGAAGGAGUGCUGGCACCAGAGCCCAUCGGCCAGACUGACCGCCCUGCGCAUUAAAAAGACCCUCUUCAAGCUGGACGGCUCCCAGGACAGUCAGCUCAAAGUGGACCCCUAGGCCCCCGCGUCACUUGUAUGUUCGAGUGACCCCCUGGUGAGCAGGCCCGAGCUGGAAGCUGCCCCUUGCUGACCCCGUCGCCGCUCAGGUCUGUCUUUCUCGUCAUAUGUGACGUGGCCCGCUGAGGACUAUGGCGCUCCUUGUUGCCCGCUCUGCAGACCGGAGGCCGUCAGCUGCGUCACUUUUGUGUUUUUAUUCACUUUCUGGGAUUCUUCAAUAAAUUGCACUUCAUUGAAAAAA